AAGAGCAACAACAUUGUGGAUUGUGGAGGCCGUUCCCAUGUCCUUAACCCUUCCUACACAGUUCUCGCGUUCGGCGAGGCUUGCUCCCCGCUACUACCACGACGUAAGACCCCGGACGCGUCUCACGAUAUCGGCAUUCCCCGCGAGAUGUCUGCAAACGUCGACUGAUCAAGAACGAAGCAUAACUAGAUUUGCGUUCGCGUUUGAUAUCGACGGUGUUUUAGUCCGCAGUUCCGAUGCUUUACCGCGUGCCCAUAAAGCCCUCUCGCACCUACAGAGCCAUCAUGUCCCAUUCAUACUUCUUACCAACGGUGGUGGUAAACAUGAGACCCAAAGAGUUCAUGAUCUAAGCGAGAAGCUGGGCGUAUCACUGGACGUUGAGAUGUUUGUGCAGAGUCACACUCCGUUCGCUAAUUUCAGCCCGGAAGAGAAAGAAGAUAAAACAGUGCUCGUGGUUGGCGGAGACGGGGAUAAUUGUCGACAUGUUGCGCAUAGAUACGGUUUUAAGAACGUCAUAAUGCCCUGCGACAUUUUUGCGGCCGAUCCAACAGUAAUGCCAUUCUCAUCCGCCCAACUCUCUGUCCACAAGCGACAUGCACAGCCUCUCCUGGAUCCUUUACCACCAAUUAGUACAAUACUUGUGUUCAAUGAUCCUCGGGACUGGGCACUUGAUCUUCAAUUAAUCACAGAUUUGCUGCUAUCAAAAGGCGGACAACUCGGAACGCUAUCAACACUAAAUAAUAACACAGAUCUACCAAACCGCGGAUACCAGCAAGAUGGACAGCCACAGCUAUGGUUUUCAAACCCAGACUUGCUCUGGGCAGCGAAACAUCCGCUUCCGCGGUUCGGUCAAGGUGGCUUUCGAGAAGCAUUAGAAGGUGUAUGGGCCGCGAUCACCGGUGGACCGCAGAAUGGUGUAUCACUCCAAAAGAGAGUGAUUGGAAAGCCCUAUCGAUUCACCUAUGAAUUUGCUGAAAAGAAGCUACUGUCGCAUAGCCGUGGCAUGAAGAGGUCCACCUUGCUCGGCACGAAGAGCGAGGAUGAUGCAAUAUCAUCGAACGAGGAUUCAGAUUCGAUUAAAACGCUUGACCGUGUUUACAUGGUGGGAGAUAAUCCCGAGAGCGAUAUUAAAGGUGGGAAUGAAUACCGUAGCCCUAUGGGUGUCAAGUGGCGGACGGCUCUUGUAGAAACUGGUGUAUACGUUGCAGGAUCGGAGCCGAAAUAUAAGCCAAGUGUAAUUGUAGGCGAUGUCUGGGACGCGGUUCAAUGGGCGUUAGAGGAGGAAAGAAAAGGAGGCGGCUGGCAGCAAUAGAAUCUCACUCAUCCCCAAGUGUACUUUCGGCGCGACAGAGCCCCUAGUGAACACUGGACAUCUAACGUGCUUCAAUUAGUACAGUCCUAGAUUAGAAGUAUCAUAAACCUCG
This is a messenger RNA of Pseudovirgaria hyperparasitica, 1424 nucleotides long. RefSeq names its product HAD-superfamily hydrolase. The transcript has 2 exons. Bases 38 to 1312 code for a protein of 424 amino acids. The record is from RefSeq and is a predicted model, not a curated record. NCBI's taxonomy places the organism in Eukaryota, Fungi, Ascomycota, Dothideomycetes, Acrospermales, Acrospermaceae. Gene Ontology annotation, cellular component: mitochondrion. Gene Ontology annotation, biological process: glycerophospholipid biosynthetic process.